AUGGCGACAGAGGUUCUCAGCUUCAGGGACGAUAGUAGUCAAGAGGAUUGGCAUGACUUUGAGGUUCUAGGCCGUGGAGACGAGCCCAAGAUUCUGAUCAAGAAGACGAGUAUGCAAUCCGAUUCCGAGAGACAAAUCUCGGUUGAUCCAAAAUCGCUAUUGUCAAGAUCUAACGAGAGCUUCGACAUGAUAAUCUCACGUCCGAGAGACAUCGACGACGACGACGUCGCAUUCUCGUCUCAGCCGUUGGAUCAUCAAAUGAAGACGAAGUUUAUGAGCUGCAGCCUCCCAAACUCAGCAGCCACGUCACCUAGACACAGUCACAACUGGAAGAACAGAACCACUGAGCAAGUUCUUGACCUAAUGCUUGUUCAAGACGCGGCCGCUGCGUUUCAAAGAAGCAAAUCUUGCGGCGAAGGACGUGCUUUCACGCCGUCGCUCGAUUUCGACAUGCUAUUGCACAAAUCGAAAAAUGAACAACAUCAUCAUCAACAUCAUCAUAAUCAUCAUCAUGGCUUAUCUUCCUCAAACUCCAAGAGCUUCUCUCACAAGAGUAGUGGAAACAACUCUUUCUUCUCAAAAACAGAGUCCAACAAAAGCAACAGAAGCAACAUCAAUACGGCGAAUUCGAAAGGCAUCAGUUCAUUCGAAGACGGAUUCAAAUGCAGCGCCUUGUGUCUCUACUUACCUGGUUUCAGCAAAGGAAAACCCGUGAGAUCAUCUCGAAAAGGCGACUCCUCGUUUACUAGAACCACCACGAUGACUUCUACUCAAUCUAUGGCAAGAACCGCUUCCAUUAGAGACACUACGGUGCUCUCGGCUCGAGCCUCGCUAGAGCGGUUCGAGUGCGGUUCAUGGACCUCUUCGGCUAUGAUUUACGACGACAAUGCGGAUCUUGGUGGCCAUUUCUUCGACUUACCUUCCGAAUUGAUCAAAGGCGGUCCCGGCGGAAACGAUCAAGACGAUCCUGUUUCAGCGGCUUUCGUGUUUGACAAGGAACCUAAUUUGGAGAAAGAAAUCAAAGGGGUUUUGAAGACUUCUGGUUCGAAAUCUAGAAGAUCCAUGGAGUCGCCACGUCACGUUCGGUUCUCAACUUCGUCGCCGGUUUCUUAUCCAACGUCGCCGACACAUUCAAUCACGCCACGGUUGCUACAAGCCACCGAGGAUUUCAGUAGUUUCUUGGAAGCUCAAGCCGUGUGA
This is a messenger RNA of Thlaspi arvense, 1200 nucleotides long. Lineage: Eukaryota; Viridiplantae; Streptophyta; Magnoliopsida; Brassicales; Brassicaceae. The record is from the annotation of a GenBank genome assembly.